CUGAUGCCUACCUGGCCUCGGCUUGGUUGGUUUGUCUAUUUCUCUCUCUUGCUGCCUCUCCGAUUGUCUCCUGUCUGGCUUCUCCAACCUGGAUAUCUACAUCCAGAUGAAUUCUUCCAAAGUGUCGAAGUGGCUGCCGAAGAUAUUUUCGGUGUAGAGACCUUCCGCGCAUGGGAGUUCCGUGGUGAUAAGCCAAUUCGCUCUCUCUCCGCCAUGUUUCCUUUCACGCACAUUCCAUUAAUUAUCUCACGCCAACUUUUCGGUCCACUCCGAUAUACAGAUCAGAAAUUGCCAGGUGGAUUACUCUAG
Messenger RNA from Protopolystoma xenopodis, 309 nucleotides. The record is from the annotation of a GenBank genome assembly. NCBI's taxonomy places the organism in Eukaryota, Metazoa, Platyhelminthes, Monogenea, Polystomatidea, Polystomatidae.